Molecule: messenger RNA, 2112 nt
Organism: Thamnophis sirtalis
Lineage: Eukaryota; Metazoa; Chordata; Lepidosauria; Squamata; Natricidae
Source: RefSeq, a predicted model, not a curated record
AUGGCUUAUAAAAAAAGUCCUGCAGAUUUGAUUAUUCUAUUUUUUUCCCCUUUUUAUUUCCUUCCUCCUGCAGAAGCUGGUGAGAAGGGAACCCAACUUUCCGGCGGUCAAAAGCAGAGAGUGGCUAUUGCUAGAGCUUUAAUCAGGAACCCACCGAUCCUGAUUUUGGACGAAGCUACGAGUGCUUUAGAUGCAGAGAGUGAAAAUGCGAUUCAGGAAGCUAUUUAUGGACAUGUGCAGAAUCACACGGUCCUGGUCAUCGCCCAUCGGCUGAGCACUGUGGAAAAGGCACACCACAUCAUUGUUCUCGACAAGGGCCGUGUGGUACAGCAAGGGACACAUAAGCAGCUGAUGGAAGAAGGCGGCCUUUAUUGCAAGCUGGUGCAAAGACAGAUUCUUGGCUGUGAAACAGGCACGGGGGACAGCUGUCCAGUGGAUGGCGGCUUGGCUAACAUCCAGAGAGGUUCUCCCAAGACAGGGUUGGCAGAAGAGGUAAAGAAGGGACCCCACAUCUGCUGAACUUAGAGAUGCUCAACUGGACCGCCCGGCUGUCAACUGAUCCCAGAAUCGAAUGUUAACAAGGGUCCCCAUCAAACCCCAGAUGGGAGAGUUAUCUUUCAUAGGGCUUCCCGGUCUUCCUUAUCUGAGGGUGGCUAAUUAGAGAUAGCUGUAGAAGAGAGAGAAAACCAGAUGCGAUUCUCUUAAUGGGAUGUGUCUUCUUCUUCCCAUGGAUACCUCUUGCAAACUUUGCUCUUGCCUAUAAGUGGGCAUGGUUUUUAGGGGCGUGCGCCGUAUGGGAGAAUAAGGAUCUUUGACGGAUCUCCACAAGGCAUCAGCACCACGAUGGGCCAGGAUGGAAGCAACGUGCUUGGGAUUGGCGUUGAAGCCAACCGGUUGACUUUGGGAUCACGCUUGGUGCCUACAGAUGUGCUUUGCGCUUCCGCGAAAGUCGAACUGAACCGCCAGAUCUAACGCUCUUUCCACAGGGGGAGCUUGGCUCAUCUGGAAUGUAGAACAUCUGGAUGUGUACACGUUGUCGUCCAGGUCAAUGGUCCUCCGUCGAAGUGUGGUACUCUCUACACCCUGGGAUAGUCGCAAGCUGCGUUAUGCAUGAAGGUUUUCUUAACAAAACCAGCGCUGUUUCAGUUGGGGAGGGGUUAUUUCCGAUUGCUCUCAGAGGUAGCGGUAGCAGCAUCCCCGAUGGUAUUGCAAUAACAUUUCCAGCCAUAACAACAGAGAGAAGGCGAGGAUGGCAUCUGUGGUCUGCAGUGCAUACCUGGAUGGCAAUAAAGGUGGAGAGAGAGCCUCGGUUAGAGGAAAUGGGCAGUUUUAUUGCAGUUUACAUUUUUAUCGCUGGUAUGCACAAUUGCGCACCACCUGGGUUGGGCACCUGAAUAUCCCAACUAGCAAGUCGGCUCUGUUUGCAAAUUAUUUAUUUCUCUAGAACAAAGGUUUUUGUUCUCCUCCUCCUCCUUUUUUUAUGCCUAAAAUCAGUUUUAAAAUAGGCCCAUUCCGCCAGGAAACAUUUCCUGCCCAAUUUUAUGUUCGGAUAUAGAUUCCGCUAAACGUUGCAAAUAUUGAGGGUUACAGUUAUUUUGUUGAGUUAAUUAGUUCAUCAUUAAGCACCAGUUCUCCUGAAUUAUUUUGAUGGGUUUUGUUGUGUUUAAACAAAGAAAAGGGGUGGGGGUGGGGGAAAACCUUUCCAAAUCUAGCUGUGUAAUCUGACCUGUUCUGAUCUAUGACUUUUGCAGCUGGAUAAAUAUUAAGAGUUCUCAGCCAACUAUGUGCUUUAAAAACAAAACAAAACUGUGAAUUGAGAUUGAACAAUUACCCACAAACCCUUAAUCUUAGCAAUUUUGAAAAGGUAAUUUGUUCUCUCUGGGUAGCCUUUCCAGUUGCACUCGGUUGUAAAAAUGACUCAUGCACUUUAUCUCAUUUUAAUUACUUUCUGAUAUUUGGAUGGGCAGAUUUUUGUUGUUAGCAAAAAAAAAGAAGCGCGCGAUAUUUUAGCAAUAUUUUACAACUACUUCACUAAAUUAAACAAAAAAAAAAGACUACCUCUGAUAUUCUACUUUUUGUGUGUGUGUCUUCAAGAAUCUGUCCCAACUUUUA